AUGACGUCCCGCCUGUUGAGUGACAUUUUCUAAGGAGCCAGAUUAAAGAAAGCCGUUACCAAUGACCGCAUGGACCCCUUACACUGGACAGGAGGUGGUGGUGGUGGAGGAGGUGGUGGGGCUCCUGCUGGUUUAGGAGGCCUGUUUGCAGGAGGGAUGCCAAAACUGAGGUCUGCAGGAAACAAGUCCAAUGACUCGGGACCCAGCCGAGGACCCAUGCUCCCCCCAGGAGGUCGCCCUUCUGCGCCCAGCCCUUUCGGUGGUGGUGGAGGCCCACCUAAACUCCCAGGAACCCCUGGUGGUGUCCGGGGAAACACCCCUGAUCUUCCCAAGGGCCGGCCCAGUUUCUCAUCCAGACCGGACACUCCAGGAGGCCCUCCUCCUCCUGUACCAAACACACCUCGACCAACCCAGAGCUUCCAGUCUCGUGGGGGUCCACCUCCACCGUCAUUCUCUGGAGGACCCAGGCCCAGCCCGCCUUCAGGACCUACACCUCCUAGUGUUCCACCAGGGAGGCACGGACCUCUCCCUCCCCCACCAGGGGGCUCCUCACCUGGGCCAAGACCAGGAUUCUCUGCACCUCCUCAUCCACCCCCAAGCAACAGCCGACCCACCCUUCCGCCCACUCCCGGAGGGAGGCCUCCACUUCCUGAUGACCGACCCCCACCACCGCCAGCUCCUAUGGGAGGUCUUCGGCCAUCUAUGCCCCGCGAUAUGCCCCCUCCUCCUCCUUCUGUCAACUCCAAACCUUCCGCUGUCCCUUCCUCUACCUCUCGGCCGUCACCUGGUGGAGGUGCGCCCCCUCUCCCGCCAGGUCGACCGGGCCCUCCUCCUGUCCCACCCACCCCAGCUGGAGGGGACGAUCACAGCACCCCUCGUCUUCCCCAAAGGAACAGCUCACUCAACAGCCAUGGUCCAGCUCCACCACAUAGUCGGGCAGGACCUCUCCCUCCUCCACCAAACGAGCGACCGCCAUCUCUCGGAAGGAACCAACCCUCUCCACGCUCAGGCCCUCUUCCUCCUCCUCCCUCAGGGCGUAGCGUGGGUGGGGGCAGUGUGAGGUCAUCGGCAGCUCCCUCUCCUGUUGGUCGGCCAGAGCCCCCUCGCGGUGGACCUGGCGGUAGACCUCCCCUCCCUCCAGACAGACCGGGGGCGGGAGGGCCCCUUCCUCCGCCACCACCCAUGGGUAACGGCUUCCAAAACUCUCACCAUAACCAGAUACAGGAUGAAUGGGAGUGUCGAUUCAAUUUCCAUCCAUUAUCUGACCUGCCUCCACCGGAGCCCUACGUGCCCUUCCAGAAGACCUACCCCAGCAAGCUUUCCAAGACUGAUGGCAAAGGUUCGGGUAAAAAGGAGAGAGGAGCUCCUCCUCUUCCUCCAGUACCUAGGUGAAGAAGAGGUGGCAGCAAACACACCCCCUAGAACUACCUUCUCUGUUUCCCUACCUGUCUCCCUACAUGUCUCCCUCUCUCUCUCUCUCCUCUUGU
Morone saxatilis (striped sea-bass) is the source of this 1487-nucleotide messenger RNA. RefSeq names its product WAS/WASL interacting protein family, member 1b (gene wipf1b). Lineage: Eukaryota; Metazoa; Chordata; Actinopteri; Moronidae. The record is from RefSeq and is a predicted model, not a curated record. The transcript has 8 exons.